Aspergillus steynii IBT 23096 is the source of this 1350-nucleotide messenger RNA. Its product is annotated as NAD(P)-binding protein. The transcript has 2 exons. Bases 120 to 1208 code for a protein of 362 amino acids. The record is from RefSeq and is a predicted model, not a curated record. NCBI's taxonomy places the organism in Eukaryota, Fungi, Ascomycota, Eurotiomycetes, Eurotiales, Aspergillaceae.
UCUCUGCUUUUCUCUAGGCCUCUCUCAGUCCGAAGCCUUAGCUUUUGAACACGCUUUAAUCGCUCAGCCCCUCUGUUCUCGCUCGUCCAGACUCAGAGCAGUCUAUUCACCAGUUCGUCAUGGAUGUCCAGGCCCUUUACCAUAUGCUGCGCCUGGAAGUGCUGCAUCCGAAGCUAUUCACCUUCGCCAGGGACGGACCGCUGCCACUGAUGUGGAACAAUCUCACCACUCGAUCCAAGGCCCUUCAACCAUCCGAGCUCGAUGCCCUCACAGGUCGUACGGCUCUCAUCGCAGGUGCCACCUCCGGCUGUGGUCUCCAACUGGCCAAGAUCCUCGCAGCCCACUGCACCCGACUGAUCAUCACCGCUCGAGAUCCCCAGCGCGGCCAACAAGCCGUAGAAGAGAUCCGCAACAGCCUAUCUAGUGACACCAGCAUUAAGUCCCAGAUCGAAGUCUGGCCGCUCGAAAUGGCCUCAUUCCAGUCCGUCCGGGACUUCACCGAGCGCGUGAACCUCCUCCCCUCCCUAGACAUCGCAGUCCUCAACGCCGGCAUCUGGCACCUCCAUUUCGCCCGAUCCACAGACUCUUUCGAAACCCAUCUGCAAGUCAACUACCUCUCUUCCUGCGGCCUCUCGCUCUCUCUCCUCACAGCCCUCGGACGAAACCGUUCCCCCGCAUCUCCCCCGGGCCGACUCCUCAACGUGACAUCGGAAGGCCACGCUCUCGAGGACAUCCCCGCGCACAAAUCCGCCAACGAAGUCCUCGAGAGCUUCAACGACCCCGAUAAAUUAACCUGCUACACGCGCUACCGGCUCUCCAAACUGCUGAGUAUGAUCUGGACGCACGAACUGGCUUCCUCUAUCGAUAACGUCGCCCACAACGUGGAAAUCGCAUCCUUCACGCCGGGAGCAAGCCAGACGCAGAUCUGUCGCGACUUAGGGACGGGACCGAUCGUGCGGGUGGCCAUGGGAGCGUUUUGUCAGUCGGCGGAGGAGGGGUCAUGGGGUUAUGUGAGAGCGUUAGGGGCGCGGGAGUUUCAUGGGAGGUAUUUUUUUAGGGAGACGGCUUGCCAGCCUACGGACUGCGUUACGGCGGAGAAGUAUAAGGCGUUUCGCGAGGACCUUAUGAGGCAGACGCUUGCUGUGUUGGGGAAGCAUAUUGAGGUCCCGGCUGAUAUCAAUGAUUGGUUGGGUGACAUUUCAAAGUAAUUUCCUUGGACUAUUUAGAUGGAUGCGUCGGUUUGAUAUUGUGAUGGAUUGGAAAGUUUUGAUGCAAAGGAUCUAUACUUAGGCCUUCUUGUAAUUGGAACUACACCGAGAGUGAUUUGUUUAUGCCAGAUUAUGCAGCUAC